This is a messenger RNA of Esox lucius (northern pike), 2919 nucleotides long. RefSeq names its product myeloid-specific peroxidase (gene mpx). Gene Ontology annotation, molecular function: heme binding; peroxidase activity. Bases 110 to 2392 code for a protein of 760 amino acids. The record is from RefSeq and is a predicted model, not a curated record. Gene Ontology annotation, biological process: response to oxidative stress. The transcript has 13 exons. NCBI's taxonomy places the organism in Eukaryota, Metazoa, Chordata, Actinopteri, Esociformes, Esocidae.
AUUAUAUAUUAGCUGGAGAAGGCUUCAGUGAUCUUCAGUUCACUUUACAAUACGACCUCUCAAGAAGAUUUCCCAACACGACAUCUAAACAAGAGCUGUUAAAACAAAAAUGAAGGUGCUUUCCUCCCUUCUGACAUUGGGCUUGUGCCUGACGCUGAGCCAGCCAGGACAGUCAGAAGAGAGUUUGGGUGGCCCUUUCAUUGAGAGUGCAGUGAAGGAGGCAAAAAGGCUUGUAGACGAAGCUUACAAAUACUCCAGAGAAAAGAGUCUGGAGAGAGUACGUGGGAAGUUCACAAAUCCAUCCGAUGUCCUGCGUCUUCUUAAGCAGCCUGCCAGGGACACUCGAUCUGCAGUACGCUCUGCAGAUUACCUGGAGAACACCCUGAGGCUGAUCAGGGAGCAAGUCCACAGAACGCACAGCGCACACAUGCGGCACAAACGCUCACUCAAUGCAACAGACUUGCUUACUAAAGAGGAGCUGGACAUCAUUGUAAAGGUUACCGGCUGUGCCGCUCGGGUCAGCAAACCUUCGUGCCGCACCACCCCCAACGUCAACAAGUAUCGCACCGCCACCAGCAUCUGCAACAACCUCAAGUUCCCUCGUCUUGGAGCCUCAAACACCCCCUUCACCCGCUGGCUGCCUGCUCAGUAUGACGAUGGCGUCUCCCGGCCGCAUGGCUGGGACCCAACAAGGCGCUUUGACAACUUUAUUCUUCCUCUGGUGAGAGAUGUCUCAAACCGUAUCCUGGCAACCACUGAUGCUGGCAUAGUGAACGAUCAAGAAUACACACACCUGAUCACCCUUUUUGGCCAGUGGAACGACCACGACUUGACGUUCACUCCCUUCUCCCCCAGCAUCCGUUCCUUCAGCAAUGGCCUGGACUGUAACGCCAGCUGUGAGCGCACAGAACCUUGUUUCCCCAUCCGGAUUCCUCCCAAUGACAAACGUUUGCCCAGUGGACCAAACAGCUGCCUUCCAGUGUUCAGAUCAGCGCCAGUGUGCGGCACAGGGGAGUCGGCUUACAAUUUCGGGGCAGACGUCAACAGGAGGGAGCAGAUCAAUUCACUGACAGCCUUCCUGGACUUGGGCCAGGUUUACGGCUCUGAGGAGGGGUUGGCGCUUCUCCUCCGCGACCUCACCAAUGACGGGGGCCUGCUGCGCGUCAACACCGAAUUCACGGACAACGGGCGUGAGCUGCUACCCUUCGUUAAAAUGAAGGAGAACAUGUGUGCCACCCGCCAAAGAAUCACCAAUGAAACCAAUGCCAGGGAGGUGCCCUGCUUCAUUGCAGGUGAUUCACGUGUGAAUGAAAACAUGGCCUUGACAUCUCUACACACAUUGUUCAUGCGUGAGCACAACCGUCUGGCCCGGGAACUUCGUCGUAUCAACCCACACUGGGACGCCGAGACGCUCUAUCAGGAGGCCCGCAAGAUCAUGGGCGCCUACACCCAGGUGUUUGUGUUCCGGGACUACCUGUCCCAUAUCGUAGGCCCGGAGGCCAUGAACCGCCAGCUAGGUCCAUACCCUGGCUACAAUGAGGACAUCAAUCCCAGCAUUGCCAACGUGUUUGCUACGGCAGCGUACCGCUUCGCCCACCUGGCUAUCCAACCCAUUUUGUCCCGCCUGGACAGCAACUACAGGGAGAACUCUCAGUUCCCCAGUGUGCCUCUGUUCAAGUCUUUCUUCACCCCCUGGAGGCUGGUGUUUGAGGGUGGUAUCGACCCGCUGAUCCGCGGUCUCAUGGGUCGCCCUGCAAAACUGAACACUCAAGAUCACAUGUUAGUAGACGCUGUGAGGGAAAAGCUCUUCAUGUUUGUGGAACACCUUGCUAUGGACCUGGGCUCUCUAAACAUGCAGCGUGGACGGGACCACGGCCUCCCUGGUUACAAUGCUUGGCGUAAAUUCUGUGGACUCUCAACACCUAGAAAUCAGGCUGAGCUGGCUUUGGUUCUGAACAACGCAGACCUGGCCCGCAAACUGCUGGAGCUCUACGGCACCCCAGCUAACAUUGACGUGUGGCUGGGGGGUGUGGCCGAACCCUUCGUACCCAGAGCCCGCGUCGGGCCACUCUUUGCCUGCCUAAUUGCCACCCAGUUUCAAAGGAUCCGCCAGGGAGACAGGCUGUGGUAUGAAAAACCAGGUGUCUUCACCUCAAACCAAAGGGCUGCCCUGAAACAAGCCAGUCUGGCUCGGAUAAUCUGUGACAACACUGGCAUUCAACAAGUCACCCGUGACCCUUUCAGAAUCCCUGGUAAUGCGAACGGGCUUGUCAACUGCAACAGCAUCCAACGGAUUAACCUCCAGGCCUGGAGGGAGAAUCCGAACCAGAAUGCGAACACGGAUCAGAAUCGGCAGCAGUUGGACAAAGACAAUGAGAUUCCCAUGAUGUGAGGUUUACCGAGGCCCUAGGUCCCAGCUGCUCUCAGCCCUCUCUGACCAGCUGGCUGGUAACUUUGUCAUCCGUAAGAAAGUCCUGAUUUUCUGCCAAGUGGUCUACAACAGGCAGAACCAUCAGAACUCUGGGUUAGGUUUGGUGACCCUCUGCACUAUACUGAAGCUGAGGGAAAUGCUGGUCCUUUGCAGGUGCUCAAGGUCAAUAUGCUUGUAAAUGAUUGCAGCAUUUUUAAAAAGGGUGAAUGUAGAAAUAUUAUUUGGCAUUAUGCGAUCUGAUAUUUGUUUGGUCUUUCAUACUGUAUUUUUUGUUUUAUUCAUUCAACAACAAAAAAUGUGAACGGUAUUAAGGAAGCGUAUGUUCAAGUCUGUUAUCAUCCACCCUUUUAAAUUGAAGGUUUUGCUUAUUUACUUGUUUAAAUGUGUACUGUACAUGUAUUGUAUUUUCUCUACUGCUUGUCAUGGUUCAUUCAGCAAAUAUAACAUUUUAUUGAAGGGCAUAAACAUGCAUUGCAUCAGAAAACUAA